Radiomyces spectabilis is the source of this 867-nucleotide messenger RNA. Its product is annotated as Alpha/Beta hydrolase protein. Gene Ontology annotation, biological process: multivesicular body membrane disassembly; piecemeal microautophagy of the nucleus; neutral lipid catabolic process. The coding region runs from base 1 to 867 and encodes 288 amino acids. The record is from RefSeq and is a predicted model, not a curated record. The transcript is spliced from 6 exons. Gene Ontology annotation, molecular function: glycerophospholipase activity. NCBI's taxonomy places the organism in Eukaryota, Fungi, Mucoromycota, Mucoromycetes, Mucorales, Radiomycetaceae.
AUGACAUACAAUGCAUAUAACCCCGUAGGCGGAGGCGUCAACCACGACUGGUACGAACUUGAACCUCCAUGGAAAGUCAAUUCCUCGUUUGGAUGGCAUGCCGACGGUAUCCGGGGACACGUCUUUGGCAAUGCUGAUAAUUCCUUACUGGUGAUCAGCAUCAAAGGCACCAGUGCAGGACUUUUCACUGGCGGGCCCACCGGCGAGAAAGAUAAAUUGAAUGAUAACAUUCUAUUUUCUUGCUGUUGCGGACAUAUCAGUCGAGGCUGGAAAUCGGUUUGUGAUUGCUAUGAUCCAAGUACCAGCUAUCAAUGCGAGAGCAGCUGCAUAGAAAAAAGUAUUCUGAAACACGAACAGUAUUACGAUCAUGCCCUGGAAAUUUUCAGGGAUGUCAGUGAUCAGUACCCUAAUGCUACUAUUUGGAUGACAGGUCAUUCACUGGGGGGAGCACUGGCGAGCAUGGUAGGUCAAACCUACGGUAUACCUACCGUAACCUUUGAAAGUCCAGGCGAUCAACUGGCAUCCACACGCUUGCAUUUACCGCGUCCUCCUGGCAUCGGUCAUUUACCGAUAUGGCAUUUUGGUCAUACAGCAGACCCUAUUUUUAUCGGUGUGUGCACAGGUCCAAUGAGUAGCUGCUGGUACGGUGGAUUUGCAAUGGAGACGCGAUGUCAUACGGGCAAGGUCUGUGUAUGGGAUACCGUGAAUGAUCAUGGUUGGCGCGUCGAUAUUCGAUCGCAUCGUGUUGCUGAUGUGAUUGAAAAUAUCCUUAAAAAGCCGGAUGAGUUUCCCUUACCACAGUGCGAGGUUGAAACUGACUGCCAGGACUGUGGUCUUUGGAACUUUGUAGAUCAAAGGGAUGAAUAG